ACUUGCUAUUACUUGACGUUGCACCACUUUCUCUCGGUAUUGAAACUGCAGGAGGUGUUAUGACGCCACUUAUUAAACGAAACACCACAGUUCCCACAAAAAAAUCCGAGAUAUUCUCCACAUACUCGGAUAACCAACAAGAUGUACUUAUCCAUGUAUAUGAAGGUGAACGUGCUCGUACAAAGGAUAAUAACUUGCUUGGUAAAUUCAAAUUGAUCGAUAUUCCACCUGCACCUCGAGAUGUCCCUCAAAUCGAAGUUACUUUUGAUAUUGACGCAAAUGGUAUUCUUAACGUCUCUGCUGUUGAUAAGACAACUGGACUAUCUAACAGGAUUACCAUUACAAAUGACAAAGGACGAUUGUCUAAAGAAGAAAUCGAACGCAUGGUUGCGGAUGCUGAGAAAUAUCGUUUAGAGGAUGAAAAGGUUGCUCAAAGAAUUCAAGCACGUAAUGGCUUGGAGAGUUAUGCAUACAACUUGCGAAAUACACUUCAAAAACUUGAAGAUGCUAUUCAAGAAACAAUUACAUGGCUUGAAAACAAUCAAGAAGCUGAAAAGGAAGAAUAUGAUUAUAAACAGAAAUCAUUUGAAGAAAUUGCCAACCUAAUAAUGAUGAACCUUUAUGGUAGUGGAUCUAAUAUGUAG
Molecule: messenger RNA, 644 nt
Organism: Dentiscutata erythropus
Lineage: Eukaryota; Fungi; Glomeromycota; Glomeromycetes; Diversisporales; Gigasporaceae
Source: the annotation of a GenBank genome assembly